UCCAACAAAGUUUACGGCACUCAUCUACAAGUGCAGAUAAGGUAAACUGACUUUUGAAUAAUAUUACCCACUUUAUAUAUUUUUGGUGUGUGCAGGAAUGCAGGCUCAGUAGCGCAAGGAGUAAAUUCCCUUCCAAAUGCACCUGAACGCGCCUUGUACCUGAUCCGGCAACAAGGGAUGCGAAAGAAGCCGAUUAAAAAAGCCGUCGUACCUGUAGCCCGAGUUUCGACGGCUUCUCCCGUUCGCUGCACCAUUACCUGCGCAGACUUGAAAGUCCAGUUUCACAAGGAAGAACAAGAAAGGGAGAAGGAGAGCUCGUCGGAACAAAUAUGUCACAAGAGACCGACAACAAGCGACCUGUGGUGGUGGUUCCCGGCGAGACGUCCUUCCAUACGCGGAGGGCCUACACCAGCGAGGAUGAGGCCUGGAAGUCCUAUCUGGAGAACCCGCUGACGGCCGCCACCAAGGCCAUGAUGAGCAUCAAUGGGGAUGAGGACAGCGCUGCCGCCCUGGGGCUGCUCUAUGACUACUACAAGGUUCCCAAAGAAAAGAGGCUGCCGAUCGCUAAAGUAGUUGAAAUUCCAGAAGACCAGGAAAAACGGAACGUUUCCGUGGACGGUGACACUCAGGGGGCUACGGGAACCACGGGCAACCGCGUCCAGGUGCUGAAAUCCGUUCCCGUCAACCUGUCCCUGAGCGCGGAGACGUCCGAGGCAAAGCGGGAGCCGUACGGCGUGGAGGGUGGAGCCGUGGUGACUGUGAAGGCAGAGACAUACACCCAACCUUUCAUGGCCCCUGGGAGUCAUUACAAGGUGGAGGGGCAGGAGGUGGUUCGGGCAACCUAUGAGCAGAGCCCCUACAGUGCGCCCUCUGUGGAACAUGCCGUAUUCAUUAAAGAUGACCAGCGCAGCACCCCAGACAGCAGCUACGAGGACUCCUUCCCAGAGGACCAUGAGAAAUACCACACAUCUUCAUCUUUGGGGCCCGAAGACUUUAUCUAUGACCAGCAACCGCUUGGAACCUUCCAGUACACCCUGGAAGCCACCAAGUCCCUGCGUCAGAAGCAGGGGGAGGGGCCCAUGACCUACCUGAAUAAGGGCCAGUUUUAUGCAGUGACCCUCAGUGAAACUGGGGCCAACAAGUGUCUCCGCCAUCCCAUCAGCAAAGUGAGGAGCGUAAUCAUGGUCGUGUUCAGUGAGGACAAGAACCGGGAUGAGCAACUCAAGUACUGGAAGUACUGGCAUUCACGGCAGCACACGGCCAAGCAGAGGGUCUUGGACAUUGCUGACUACAAAGAGAGCUUCAACACCAUCGGGAACAUUGAGGAAAUUGCGUACAAUGCCGUUUCCUUCACCUGGGACGUCAAUGAGGAGGCGAAGAUCUUCAUCACGGUCAAUUGCCUGAGCACAGACUUCUCCUCCCAGAAGGGCGUGAAAGGGCUUCCCCUGAUGAUCCAGAUCGACACCUAUAGCUACAACAACCGCAGCAACAGGCCCAUCCACCGGGCCUACUCGCAGAUCAAAGUGUUCUGUGACAAGGGAGCUGAGCGGAAGAUCCGGGAUGAGGAGAGGAAACAGAACCGUAAGAAGACUAAAGGUCAGGCAUGCAGCACUCAGACCAAUAACGGGAAGGAUGCCAACCUGGCAGCGUUAUCCCCGUCCAAGAAGGCCGACAUCACUUACUUCAAAUCCAUGUCCAACCUGGAUUCCCAACCCGUCCUCUUCAUUCCCGAUGUCCAUUUUGGAAACCUUCAAAGAGCAGGGCAGGUCUUCGCAUUCAGCACAGAAGACAUCGAUAGGGAAGGGAGCAUCCUGGUCAAGAGGAUGUUCAGAGGGCCUGAGGACGACUAUUGCCCCCCUCCUGCCAAGCUGUCCAAGGAGGAGACGCAGAAGCGAGUUCUUCUCUAUGUGAGGAAGGAGUCUGACGAGGUGUUCGAUGCACUCAUGCUGAAGACCCCGACUUUGAAGGGACUGAUGGAGGCAAUAUCAGAAAAAUAUGGUCUGCCGAUAGAGAAGAUGGCUAAAAUAUACAAGAAAAGCAAAAAAGGAAUCCUGGUCAACAUGGAUGACAACAUCAUUGAGCAUUACUCGAAUGAGGACACCUUCAUCCUGGGCAUCGAUGGCUUGGCCGACAGUUACAGAAUCACACUGACGGAAAUCUGAGGACGGGUGGUGGACCAUGGCCAGUGGGUUGACUGCACGUUUCCCAGGAGGGGGCAAUAGCGUGAAGGCAGUCACGGGACGUAAUGGUGCAGAUUGGCCCUGUUCUGUAAAUACAGCCUGGACCAAGGCUGUCACUGGUGUAUGCUACAGCGUCCCUAUCAUGCAAAGUAGGGGGGGAGUGAGACACGUUCUGAUUUAGGCCUGUCACUCUGGAUGUAGAACUCUCCUUGGACUGCUAGGAGUUUUGGGUGAGAGGUCAUUGUUGCAACAAUGUGUCACGUUACAGAUCCAGGGAAAGGUUCUGAUAAGUGGAAUGCUAUUUCAAGCGAGGUCUCCCAAAUUUUCAUGUUCCUUCACUAUGUAGUUAGUCUACACUGCCCCCUACAGGCCGAGAGAGGUAUGUCAUGACAACAAUGAGCUUCUUUCAUGAGGCUGCUUGUCAGUCUUGCAGAUGAACCCCUUUGCCAUUGUUCACUGUACACCAAUGGCUCUAGAGCCAAUCUACUAAAGAACCACAGCAUUUAUUAAUGGUGUGUCCUGGCAGUAAUUUUGAUAGUGAUGCUUAUGGAGCCAGGUCACUUCAUGCAUGGAUUUGUCAUGGUGCACAUAUCCACUUACCUGCGUCCACCUGAAAACAAGUCUUGUGACGUUUUGCAACAGACGCCGGGACAACCACUGUGCGGAGCUUGAAACUUCGGUCAUCUGCACCAUGAACUAAAGGUCGUUUAGUUUCUCUCCACUACAGCACUUAGCUUUGCCAGGCCAAAAAUAAUUUGCAUUCCUGUGUUUACGCAUCUAUAAUUUGCUACCAGGGUUCUGUUCCUAAUAAUGUAGCUUUUUUUUUAUUAUUAUUGUGAAAAACAUACGUGUAGCGACCAAAGUCCUUUAGACCAUUUUAAGGAGGGGAAGUAUUGCGAUGAAUCACUCUGUGAAAUUCAAACCGUGAAUCACUCUGUGAAAUUUAAGUCUGGAUCUGGAGUAGGCAGUCUUACCCAGAAAGGACUGCUGGGCCUGUGGGUUUUAACUGCAGCUCGCUAAUUAGAUUACUAAUUAGAGGACUGAUCGGCUGAAGAGUCCUCACACCUGGGUUUGAACAGCUGACCUAAACGUCACCCCAAAAACCUGCAUACACACCGGCCCUUAGCGGAUAAGAUUGGCCACGCCUGGUCUAGAGAAACGAGCACUGUGAAUUUGAUACAUGUAAAUAUAAUAUUAAACCAUUUUCCAUAAAAAGAAAUUGCUGAAAUGUCUGGAAAGAAAUCCUGUAUGCCUUUGUACAAAAUUUUAUUGUAGGUGUUUUUGAAUAUAUAAUUUUGUACAUAUCAGCUGUUUUUUGAAUAAACCGCAGCGUAAAUGAAGCACUGUGA
This is a messenger RNA of Brienomyrus brachyistius, 3529 nucleotides long. RefSeq names its product grainyhead-like protein 2 homolog. Bases 330 to 2162 code for a protein of 610 amino acids. The transcript has 16 exons. Gene Ontology annotation, molecular function: RNA polymerase II cis-regulatory region sequence-specific DNA binding; DNA-binding transcription activator activity, RNA polymerase II-specific. The record is from RefSeq and is a predicted model, not a curated record. NCBI's taxonomy places the organism in Eukaryota, Metazoa, Chordata, Actinopteri, Osteoglossiformes, Mormyridae. Gene Ontology annotation, cellular component: nucleus. Gene Ontology annotation, biological process: regulation of transcription by RNA polymerase II; brain development; neural tube development.